Molecule: messenger RNA, 1077 nt
Organism: Ictidomys tridecemlineatus (thirteen-lined ground squirrel)
Lineage: Eukaryota; Metazoa; Chordata; Mammalia; Rodentia; Sciuridae
Source: RefSeq, a predicted model, not a curated record
UGCUGUGGUGGCUCCAGUGGCUGUGGAGGUUCCAGUGGCUGUGGCUCCUGCUGCUGUCGCCCCUGCUGCUGUGUCUCCACUUGCUGCCGCCCUUGCUGCUGCCGCCCCAUUUGCUGCAGGACCACCUGCUGCCGUCCCAGCUGCUGUGGGUCUUGCUAAUGCUGCCCAACAUCUGCUAUGGCUCCAGCUGCUGCAGCCCCUGCUGUGGUGGCUCCAGUGGCUGUGGAAGUUCCAGUGGCUGUGGCUCCUGCUGCCAUCCUUGCUGCUACCCUUGCUGCUGCCGCCCCAUCUGCUGUAGGACCACCUGCUGCCCCCCCAAUUACUGUGGCUCCUGUUGAUGCGCCCUAUGUGCUGACAGUCUGUGCUGCCGGCCCCCUUGCUCUCAGCCAUUCCAGGAGGUCCAGCUGCUGCAGCCCCUGCUGUGGUGGGAGCUCCAGUAGCUGUGGCUCCUGCUGCUGCUGCCCCAUCUACAUUAGGACCACCUGCUGCCGCCCCAGCUGCUGUGGCUCCACUUGCUGCAGCCCUUGCUGCUGCCGCCCCAUCUGCUGUAGGACCACCUGCUGCCCCCCCAACUACUGUGGCUCCUGUUGAUGCGCCCUAUGUGCUGACAGUCUGAGCUGCUGCCCCCCUUGCUCCUAGCCAUCCUGGAGCUAAUGUCCAGCUCCUGCAGGCCUCCUGCUGCAGCCCCAGAAGCUGCCAGACCCUCUGCUGCACAUCCCAGAGCUGCCCCUCACCUGCUGGGCUUCCAGCUGCUGCCCCCCGUUUGUCUCCAGUCCACCUGAUGCUCCCAGUCUGUUGUAGUGGUUCCUCUGCUGAGACCUGACCUCAUCUCUGUUCUUCAACCAGUGUCCUCCAGGGCCUCCAUCUCUCAGCCCCCACAGGAUGCAACAAUAGGACACUCCCCUCCCUACAGGCUUGCUCUGUCUCUGACCAAUGUCAACAAGUUUGAAUUUUCUGUAGCCUCCCUCUACUCUCACAUUACAUCCCUUUGGAUAUUAUUGCUCUCUGACUUGCUGUUUCAUGUGGACAUAAACCUGCAUCUUCAAUAAAAAUGAAUUUUACUGGCAACACCCAUAA